ACCUUAGCUUUUUUUCCCUCAUUGUAAAUAAAACGCUGUAUGUCCUGUAAAAUCUGUCUCCUGGCUUCCUUCAACCUGGAAUGAUUCUAUUGUCACUAACCUCCUCAUCCCCUGGAUAUUCCACUGGAGGUUCGUAACAGUGUCAUUUUUAACAUAUUUAAUAGCUGUAUUUUCCACCUGAAAUGUAGGGCAGUAGAUUUUAACUGAACACCAGAAAACAAUGGACAUUACAACUUGAUGAUCACUUGUUGCAGUUCUUCCCAGUGAGAGGGCCAGCAAACACAAGUAAUAAGAAUUACACUCCACCUUUAUCUCUAACUAGUGCUGAGGAAGGCACAAUAUCCCACUGAAACUUAAGGUAAAACUUUCCAAUAUCUCCAAAAAAAUAAGAACAGCUAUAAUCUAGCAUCCCAAUGGCAGUGUUGAGGUAGUUACUCAAAAAAUGCAAUGGAUUACACAUUAGGCCUACUAGUUACUUUUUUAAAGUAAUGCCUUACUUUACUAGAUUACUCACUGCUAAUAUUUACAUUACUUUUGGAUCACUGCGUAACAUCUCCUGUGAUGCCCAAUAACAACAUAUAGGCUAGUUAUACCUCAUAUAUGCUCAGAUCAACACAAAUCCUUAUUACAAUGAGGACAUGCGAUUUCUCUUUUAUGCUAUUUAAUACUACAAAGUGACAACAGAGUUAUGAACAUCAGCCAGACAUUUGUCAAGACAAGAACAAGGCUAGAGUACAGACUGUGAUUCUUACUGCUGAAUCAUUAAUAGCUGCAAGCAUGUAAGGCUGAGGCUGACAGUGAAAGAAUCCGGCAUGUAUGUCUUAUUAUAAUUAUUAGGCUAUUAUAUGUAGCCAUUUUGCUAGGUUUACGACCGCUUGACACAACGGCUGCGGCUGUGUUUGCGACCUGACCUUUCUUUUUCUCCGUGAGAGGGAAGAAUUUAGAAAGUUGCGUGGCGCUGCAGAGACCCCUCAGCUGCAGUAGUGCAUUUAUUAUGCUUAAUUUUCAUCCAUCCAGAGAGAACGAUCACGAACCGUUCAUAGCGCUUAGCGACACAACCCGUACCGGAGAAGGAGAGGGGCGGUGGAGCGUUCAAGGCCAGGAGAUCGCGGAGCGACCGGCCCGCCGCGGAGGUCAGUCAUCGUUCCCUCUGGCUGGAUGAAGUCUGACGCUCCGCAUGAUUCAUGAUGAUGGAGAAGUAGGCUACAGAGAUUAAUGUCAAUAAAGCAUGCUGUCAACCCAAAAUAUCACAAAUCAUGCUUUUCACCCUGGCUCCCCGUAUUUCGCACCCGGGGGUCUCUCAAAUCGUUUGUCAGACAACCCAUUCCUCCUCGGAGUCAGCACAAGACUACCCAGGCUAAAGAGCCUCGCCACAGGCGCAGUAGAGGGUAUCGCAUGUCCUUUCGUGAAACAAUGUGAAGUAAUACCUCCACCCCAUGAAAGACGUCUUUGGCAGCUCUGCAGUUUCUGCGUCCUCAUGAACUGGCGCUCAAGUCAAAAUGAGGUCGGAAAAGUGUUACGCAAACAAUCAUGAAAAGGGACGUUUGAUUUAUUUUUCUUCUCCCUUUAUGCGGAUAGUUCAAGAACCAGCAAGUAACGCGAUGAUUUUGUUAUUAGUAACUGUAAUGUGAUUACUGAAUUUAUCAACAGUAAUGCGUUACAGACAAAAGUAAUCUGAUUACAGUAUUGCGUUACCCCCAACACUGCCCAAUGGUGAAGUACUUCUGUUAUGCUGCAUACCUUCACAGUUCCCACUCGUUGUUCAAAGCCUCCAUAUUAUUAUAGACUUAUUAAGUCUACUUUUCUAUUUUUUCUUAAAUCCACACUUACCUUCAAGAAAGAAGGCACACCUUUUUGGCAAAAUAUACAUGCAGUAAUUCAUUAGUUUGUUUAUUUUUUGUACACAUUAUUUAAUUUGUUUAUUUUUACAUUACCCACAUAAUAUAAUUGUUACAUAUAAAAUAAUUUUUGCUACAAGAUCUAGUCAAUGAGAGAGAAAAAGAGUUGUCUCUAGAAACAGUAUCCGAGAGUGGCAACAGAGCAGAGUGUGGCCUGGAACAUAAAACCCUGAAAUUAUUAGUUUUAGAGAACAGGAGGAAUUGAAACCACAAGGCAACACUGUCAGAUGAUAUUGAAUGGAAAAGUUUCCACUUCAUCACUGAAGACUCUUUGACAUGUCUGUAGUUCUGUCAGUAGCAGAUAAGUAGGACAAGACAUCAUAUCAAAGAUACUCACUGAAAAUGCUCUUUUGUGAACUGUGCCUUUCAAAAUCCAAAUCUGACCCCACAGUUUAGUGUCUAAGUGGUAUCACUCAUAAGGUGCAUAACCUAUUACACCGCAUUGACUUAUUUGAUUCUGUGAUGUUAGAGGGUGAAGUGUGAAAACAACUGGGUUGAUACUGACAUUUGAAGUAUUAGUGCUCUGCAGAUCUUAACACCACAGACCACAGGAUAUGAUGUAACACAAGAUGUGCAUGCCAACUCCAAACUGUGAUAACAUUUAAAGUUAAAAAUAAAACUGUGUGUUUUCUUUUCUUUUUUUUGGUCUUUGCUAUCUGAUUGCUCCAUUGGCCACCACCUUAAACCUGCUGCUGGUUGCUUAUUGGGUGUGACUAUCAGUGUGACUAUCAGUGUAACCUGAGUGUAACCGGUGAAUCCUCCAACUCACAACAUUUGAUGCAUGAAAUGGUUUUAAAAAAAAGAGUCUGCUAUGUGUUGUGGAAAUUUGUAAGCAUUUAGAGUUCUUGAUCUCUCCAAAAAAUGAAAGUUGAAACGGAAAAUUGCAAGAUCGUACAGAUGACAAGCCUAGUGAUGGAAACCAAAACAGAUAAAAGAUAAAGCCAUGUAAAUGUUUUGUGUUGUCAGGAUGACACAGAAGACUGUUAGUUCCUACAGCUCUAAGGCUGAUGUAAUGUUGUCUUCUGUUUCUAGUUUCUCAAAUGUGAAAAUUUGAUGCUUUUCUUUGUCAUAUAUGACAGUUAAUUGAUAGCUUUGGAUAUUGGACUGUUAAAAAACAAGGCAUUUGAAGAUGUCAGCUUGGGCUCUGGGCAUUUUUCAUUAUUUAAUUUUUAUACAUUUUUUUUUAGACAAAUUGAUUAAUCAGUGAAUAGAGAAAAAUAAUUGGUUCAUCGUUAAUGAAAAUAACUGUUAUUUGUUAACCACUGAAUACCGGUAUAAGUUCAGCUCCUUAUGGGACAGAGUCUGUGGCAGGAUAGCAGGUUGAUGGCAGAGGGAGGAGACAUCCCGGCAAACAACAAGUAGUGGGAGGCGGCGUCAUUUGGAUAGUUUAUAAUUAUUUGUCGUCUGCUUCAGAGAUCCUGAGACAGAACCUCCGGGGGGAGCAGAGGUAGUCUAGCAACUGGCAAAGCUUGGGCGCCAUUCUGUUUCUCUGCCUUCAUCUUCACUUCAUCAUUUACGGAGGGCCACAGAUGACUUUUGGAAGAAGCGGCUCGUUUCACGUGACUCUUCAAAUGAUCAUUGAACAUUUGAUUUUUAAAAUGCAUUUUAUUUGACAUCUGUGCAUCCUGGGAGCUGCAGCUACACACAGAGGAGGACAAAGACGUCCUUAACACUUUUCAGCUGCUGCGGGUGUCCUCAGAAGUUUAACAGAUUUCAUGGAGAAGGCACUAACAGUAGGUCUGACUCUUUUUUUAACACUGUGCGUGGACCUUCCAGAAGCUGGAGGACAGAAGGACAGGACUCAUGGCGAGAGCACCCAGAAACGCUCAUCACAGUCUUUGGAUGCAAAGGCAGGCCGUUGCUCGUACACCUUCAUUGUUCCACAGCAAAAACUGACAGGUGCGCUGUGUUUGAACACGCAGUCUGCUACUGCCAACCACUCGGAGGUGGCAGCGCUAAGGGCGGAGCUCAGACGGCAGCAGGAACAGCUGGAGAACCUCCGGAGCCAACUGGAGCAGGAGGGGGCCCUUGCCAUGGAGGUGAGAGCUCUGCGCAAAGAGAGUAACAGCAUGAAUUCUCGCAUUGCCCAGCUCUAUGCCCAGCUGCUACAUGAAGUCAUACACAAGAAAGAUCAGGCUUUGGAGCAGCGAAGGGUGGAGAACCUCCUGCUUAAUGCGACAACACAGGCGCUGCAGGUGUCCAGUAACUACAGGGAGCUGGAGAAGAAAUAUGGAGCCCUUAUGUCCAUGAUGAGCUCCCAGAACCAGUUUAUUGCUCGUCUGGAGAAUCAGUGCAAGUGCAGAGACUCUCAGAACUCUCUGGUGACGACUGAACCACCAAACCAAAGCCAGUCUAACGUGCAUCCUAAUUACAGCUCUGAAGCCAACCAAAUGACCAAUGAUGUUCAAAGGGACCAAAGUGCUUCUCCGGCACAGCAGGAAAAAAAAGUUAAUUCCCUCCUCACCACUACAGCCAACACGCCUACAGAUCCUCCUUUCAUUAGUUUCCCUGCCACAAAGACUCCAGGGCCGUGGAGGGACUGCCAACAUGUGCUUGAAUCAGGUGAGACCACCAGUGGGAUCUACCUGCUCCGUCCUCAGAGUGCCAACCGCCUCCUGCAGGCCUGGUGUGAUCAGAGUCUGGCUCAGGGAGGGUGGACGGUCAUUCAGAGGAGACAGGAUGGGUCGGUCAACUUCUUCAGGACUUGGGAGCAGUAUAAACAAGGCUUUGGGAACCUGGAUGGAGAGUACUGGCUCGGGCUGGAACACCUCUACUGGAUGACGAAACAGGCCCAAUAUAAGCUACGAGUGGAUCUGGAGGACUGGCAGGGCCGGCAGGUUUUUGCUGAGUAUGACAGCUUCCACCUGGAACCAGAAAGUGACUGGUAUCGACUGCGGUUAGGACAAUACCAUGGCAAUGCAGGGGACUCCCUCUCGUGGCACAACAACAAGGCCUUCACCACUCUGGAUCGGGACAAGGACAGCUAUACAGGUAACUGUGCUCAUUACCAGAAAGGAGGCUGGUGGUACCACAUGUGUGCCCACUCCAAUCUAAAUGGUGUGUGGUAUCGGGGUGGACACUAUCGCAGCCGCUACCAGGAUGGCGUCUACUGGGCAGAGUUCCACGGAGGGUCCUAUUCUCUCAAACGAGUUUCUAUGAUGAUAAAACCCACAUAAAAUAGUUGCAUUAUGAACUUGUGAGAAUAAAACAUAGUGAUGAUGAUGUAGACAUAUGUAGAGGGCCUUAAGAACAUGUUUUGGUGUUAACCCUGCACAGUGUUGAGCCAGUGUGUCUGUUUAAUGAAAAAAAGUUUUACUUGUUGAUUAGAGACCAGUCAGAGAGAGAUAGUCUGUACAUUUGUAAAGACUGUUAGUGUACUGUGAGUGAGUGUCUGUCCUUUGUGUUGUAAUUUCCUGACAAAAUAUUAUGUUUUCCAAUUUGUAAUGUACUUUUUAAUAAAAUUAUGCC
Micropterus dolomieu (smallmouth bass) is the source of this 5366-nucleotide messenger RNA. It is a transcript of the gene angptl6, whose product is annotated as angiopoietin-like 6. The coding region runs from base 3614 to 5074 and encodes 486 amino acids. NCBI's taxonomy places the organism in Eukaryota, Metazoa, Chordata, Actinopteri, Centrarchiformes, Centrarchidae. The record is from RefSeq and is a predicted model, not a curated record. The transcript is spliced from 7 exons.